Molecule: messenger RNA, 898 nt
Organism: Castor canadensis (American beaver)
Lineage: Eukaryota; Metazoa; Chordata; Mammalia; Rodentia; Castoridae
Source: RefSeq, a predicted model, not a curated record
AUGCGUGCCAGGCCGCGCAGGCUCGCGUUUCUGUGCCUGGCUCUUCUGGGGUGGUCCUGUCUCCCCUUUUGUUUGGGGACCGUCUGCGGCCGCGUGCCCGGGAUGGAGCAGCUGGACGAACUGGAGCUGCUCAUGGAAAAGAGUUUCGGGGAGGAGGAGGAGGCGCCGCAGGCAGAGCUAUUUCAGAAUAAGGUGGAAGCUUCUUUUCCUAAACUGAUUCUGAGCCGAGGAAUGGAUAACCGCUACCAGGUGUUAGCAGUUGAUAUGGUACAGAAUGAAAGUGGAAGCUGUGAAAAGCACUUAAUCAUCACUGCUUCCCAGUCUCCAGAAUAUAAAGAACAGUGCAUCCUGAGGAAUGGCUGGUGCUCUGUACCAGUAGAGCCGGGGGAUGUCAUUCACUUAGAGGGAGACUGCACAUCUGGUACUUGGAUAAUAGAUGAGGAUUUUGGAUAUUUGAUUCUCUACCCAGACAUGCUGAUUUCGAGCACGAGCAUAGCCAGUAGUAUUCGAUGUAUGAGAAGAGCUGUCCUGAGUGAAACUUUUAGGAGCUCUGAUCCAGCCACACACCAAAUGCUGGUUGGUACAGUUCUCCAUGAAGUAUUUCAGAAAGCGAUAAGUGAUAGCUUUGCCCCAGAAAAACUACAAGAACUUGCUUUUCAAACCAUUCAAGAAAUAAGGCAUUUGAAGGAAAUGUACCGCUUAAAUCUGAAUGAAGAUGAAAUAAAGCAAGAAGUAGAGGAGUACCUUCCUUCAUUUUCUAAAUGGGCUGAGGACUUCAUGUAUUUGAAUACUUCAGGGGACUCCCGUCAGAUGCAGCUUUCUCUGUAAGAAGUGCAUUUUAUUUUUCUAACAUUCAUAUUUUUAGACCAGUAUUCUAUUCUACAUGUCAGAUCAAAGU